Messenger RNA from Protopolystoma xenopodis, 513 nucleotides. The record is from the annotation of a GenBank genome assembly. NCBI's taxonomy places the organism in Eukaryota, Metazoa, Platyhelminthes, Monogenea, Polystomatidea, Polystomatidae.
AUGCAACUGGGACUAGUUGUCUCUGGCUCCGUUCAUCUAGUCAGUUCUGCCUGUACCGGUUUUUUGCAUUUUCUUUUAUCUUUCCUUUGCUUUGCUCAUCUUUCCAUAGUGUCAACAUUUAUGUCUGCAAGUGUGCAUUACAUGCAUCCAGGAGCCGUGGUCGCAUGGCCACAGAGUUUUGGACAUGCUCUCUAUGGCCCACGGAGAUACGAUGAGGCGAGGCAUUCUUUCCUCAUGGUUAAUGCAUUUGGCGACAGCUUGUCGGCCGAUCGUCUUCGUCGAGUGCAAACUGACAUGUUUCUGGUGGGAGAGCCAGAGAGUUUAAGCGCACUGACAUGGCCUGGUCCCUUCCGGGGAAGCAACAGUAGAGUGGCAGCCUUUUUGUGGUGGAUGCUGGGCCUUGAUUGUGGUCGAGAGGCGGGCUUGGGAGUGGUAAUGGUGAGGGGCGAGUUGGGAGAGAGAGAGAGAGAGAGGCAAAUAUGGUGGCGCAGAGCCGGUUGGCAAAGGCGAUAG